UUAGCAGUCUUCUUAAAUUCUAUGAACAUAGAGGUGGUAUUCGCGAGCAUAAAAAAAAUGAAUUUAAACUAGAAUAAUUAAGGAGGUUUUUGCUGAUGCAGGCUAUAGGAAGAGCGUUUUCGACGAAAACAUUUAAUUAUAUAUGAAAAAGGAUUAGUAGCACACGCUUACAAAUUAUUUUAUUAUAAAAUAAUACACUCACUAAAAAAUUAUAACGGUACAAAUAAUAAAGUAACACAGAAAUAGUAAAAUAAUAAAAUAGAGAAAAGGUGCAAUGAGUGAAACAAGAAAAAGAAAGACAAAAAACAUUCCAAAUAACAGUAUUAGUGAUAAAGAUAAAACCAAAGAAGGUGAAACCAAGACAGUAUCCCCAAAAAGCAAUAUUCCGCUCAGAGUAUUCUCUCGUGCAGUAGUAAUAUUUUCACUACUUAUUAUAGUUUAUUUUACGUCAAACGAUGGAGCUUUUAAGAUAUUUGCCAAACAAAACGAAGUAAUAUCUGGUAAGGGCCAGAUAGUUGAAUGUUCAUCUGCGUAUCUGAGGGAAAUUGAUAAAUUCGAGGGAUGUUUCCCGAAGCAGUGCAAGAGAUUCGUCACUGAUAAAGUGAUUACAGAUAAAGAAGCCGACGAACUACUCAUGAUUGCAAAAAAGGGUCUAAAAUAUGGAGGUUCCUCUGGGGGAGCCUCUAUUCUUGAUCUGCACAGUGGGGCUUUGUCAAUGGGACAACAUUUCAUCAAUUUUUAUAAAAGAUCCGAGGGAAGAAAUGUAUUCACGGAAAAGGAUUUUACAACUUACAAAGUUGUCAAAGACAAAAUAAAGUAUUCUAUAGGGCAUUAUUUCGGAGUUAACCCAGAAAAAAUAUAUUUGACACAUCCAACUUUUUUCUCAGAGAUAACAUCAAAGGAAGCUGUAACAGUUCAUGAUGAGUACUGGCAUCCUCACGUGGAUAAAGAAACCUACAAAUCAUUCCACUAUACCACGCUUUUAUACUUAACUGACUACAAUAUUGACUUUAAAGGUGGAAGGUUUGUGUUCAUUGACGAAAAAUAUAACAGAACUAUCGAACCCAGGAAAGGACGCGUCAGCAUGUUCACUAGCGGCAAAGAAAAUUUACACUAUGUUGAAAAAGUAACGUCCGGGACUCGUUAUGCCGUAACAAUAUCAUUUACGUGUGACAAGCAAUACGCUAUUGGUGAUCCUGAUAUACGCAAAUUCAAUAAUGAUUUAUAAAAAAUAAAAAGUUAAUGGUA
Molecule: messenger RNA, 1248 nt
Organism: Bombyx mandarina (wild silkworm)
Lineage: Eukaryota; Metazoa; Arthropoda; Insecta; Lepidoptera; Bombycidae
Product: 2-oxoglutarate and iron-dependent oxygenase domain-containing protein 3
Cellular component (GO): membrane
Molecular function (GO): oxidoreductase activity, acting on paired donors, with incorporation or reduction of molecular oxygen; iron ion binding; L-ascorbic acid binding
Source: RefSeq, a predicted model, not a curated record